AUGGGGUUCAAAGCUCUGUGUUUGGGGCUUUUUUGUGCUUUCUUUGCCUCUCGUAUGUAUGUCCCUAUACCGGGUGACAUUGAAGAAUACUGGAAAGUAGCAGCCUUAGAUAUAUUUGCUAAAAUUUGCACAUUUAUGGCUAUGUGUUUUGAGAGUAUAGGUAUUAUAAAAUAUGAAGAGGUAAUUUCCAUGCUAUUGAGGCUGGUAACCCAACCAGUUUCUGAUGAGUAUGUCACAGUGAUGGAUACAACAUUUGUUCACGUUCCAGUUCGUUUGUACUUGCCAAAGAGAAAGUCAGAAACCCCAAGACAAGCUGUAAUCUAUCUUCACGGUGGUGCUUUUUGUUUCGGAAGUUUCAAGAAUACAGCUUUUGACUCCCUGAAUAGAUGGACUGCAAAGAAACUCGAUGCUGUUGUUGUAGGAGUGGAUUAUAGACUAGCUCCUCAACACUGUUUUCCAGUUGCACAUGAAGAUUCCUUCACUGCAAUCAAGUUUUUUCUUCAAGAUGAAAUUCUGGCAAAAUAUGGAUUAGAUCCCACCCGAAUCUAUUCUGGGGGUAAUUUGGCAGCAGCAAUGACUCAACGGGUGCAGAAUGAUCCUGAAUUUAAACAUAAAAUCAAGACACAGGCUUUACUUUACCCUUCCUUACAGAUGAUUGAUUGUCAUUUGCCAUCUCACCAAGAAAACGAGCAUGGUAUAGUUCUAACAAAAGACUUAGCCAUAAAAUUCGUGAGUUUAUAUUUCACCAACGAUGAAAUACUUUACCAGGCAAUGAGAAGAAAUGAACAUAUGCCUCUAGAAUCGAGGCAUUUGUUUAAGUUGGUUAACUGGAGUACUCUCUAAUCUGAGAAGUUUAGGAAGGAUUAUGUUUAUACUGAACCAAUUCUUGGAAGAUACAAUUAUUCGUGGCCAGUACUUACGGAUAUCAGAGCUUUACCCUUAUUAGCCAAUGAUUCCUGGUUACAGAAUUUCCCACCAACGUAUGUGCUUACCUGUCAAUAUGACCUUGUGAGGGAUGAUGGAGUUAUGUAUGUUUCAAGACUUCAAAAUGUUGGAGUUCAAGGUACUCAUGACCACAUUGAGAAUGGAAUCCAUGGAGCUUUAUCAUACACUGAAUUCCCACUGUAUUUACGUCUAGGUUUCAGGAUAAGAGAUAUGUAUAUUAGUUGGCUGGAUAAGAAUUUAUAA
This is a messenger RNA of Ailuropoda melanoleuca (giant panda), 1188 nucleotides long. RefSeq names its product arylacetamide deacetylase like 2 (gene AADACL2). Gene Ontology annotation, molecular function: carboxylic ester hydrolase activity. The record is from RefSeq and is a predicted model, not a curated record. NCBI's taxonomy places the organism in Eukaryota, Metazoa, Chordata, Mammalia, Carnivora, Ursidae. Gene Ontology annotation, cellular component: membrane.